AUGUCUUCUUCUUCUUAUUUUCGAUCUUGGAUGGACGGACCGAUGCUCGAUCCAGAAUCAAAUUUAUUGAAUGAUGAGUAUGCUCGUGGUGUAGGCGAGUUUAUGGAGUUGGCAUGUCAACAACCGAUCGUUCUUCAAACCCGUAAGUUGAAAUGUCCAUGUUCGAUUUGCCGGAAUUCUCACAAUAUUAGGAUUGAUUUAGUAUGGGGUCAUCUUUAUUCGAAUGGUUUUAUGCCGGGUUACAAAAUUUGGUUUCUCCAUGGUGAAAGACCAGAGUAUACUAGUUCUAGCGAACCAUAUAUUGUUGAUAGCGUAGAGGAACCUAGAACAGAAGUAGAUUAUGGUGUGGGUACUGUUGAGAUGGUGAAUGAUGCAUAUAGGGAAAAUAUGCAAUCGAUGGGUCAAAAUGUUGAUAGGUUAGAGGAACCUAAUGCAGAGGCAUGCAAGUUUUUUUCUAUGUUGGACGCAGCUAAGCAGCCGUUAUAUGAAGGUUGUAGGGAAGGUCAUUCGGCUUUAUCAUCUGCAAGCAGAUUGAUGACCAUAAAGACGGACUACAAUUUGGCUGAGGAAUGUGUGGAUGCGAUAACAGAUUUUGUGAAAGACAUUUUGCCUGAAGAUAAUCAUUUUCCAGGUACAUAUUACGAGAUUCAGAAAUUGGUCGCCGGUCUUGGUUUGCCGUAUCAAAUGAUAGAUGUAUGCGAAGAUAAUUGCAUGAUCUAUUGGAGAGAAGACGAAGAUAGGACAAGGUGUCGAUUUUGUCAAAAACCAAGAUAUCAGGAAACAGGCGGUAGGGUUCCAGUUCCAUAUAAGCGGAUGUGGUAUUUACCGAUCACAGAAAGGCUGAAGCGAUUAUAUCAAUCUGAGCGUACGGCUGGUCCAAUGAGAUGGCACGCAGAACAUAGAUCAAACGGAGAGAUUACGCAUCCUUCAGAUGCAGAAGCAUGA
Camelina sativa (false flax) is the source of this 945-nucleotide messenger RNA. The record is from RefSeq and is a predicted model, not a curated record. Lineage: Eukaryota; Viridiplantae; Streptophyta; Magnoliopsida; Brassicales; Brassicaceae.